UGCUGCCAUUGACUAAAACCAGGAGCUGCUAUCUGCGGGAAAAACGCGCAUCAAACAUUUACGCGCUCGGCUCCAUUCGGCCUGGUUUGGGUCUGAUUUUUUUCCUGCACAUGUAGACUUAUUAUCCACGUCCAGCUGUGUGGUCAUAGUCCGGGUUUGGUGAUCAAGGAGGGCGUUUAUGAUUUAUCGAGAUGAUAUGAAUGUCACCCGGUCAAGGUCCGCGCUCCCGACGCAACAGCCGCGGCUGGAUUCCUCUGCGUCCGCUGGGAAACAUCUGCCGCAAGCGUUCGGAUGAUCUGCUCCUGAUUUCCACCGGACAAAAACAAAAGGAUUGGGAUUUUUUGAUUGUGUGUUUGUGUGUGGUUUGAGCAACGUGGGAGCUUCACAGUGGACAUGACAUGCUGCGGUACAACGGGAAUAAUAUGGAUUGGAAAAUAUUGAUGAUGUGACUGCGACAAAAUGAUCCCCAGCUUUAACCCUGUGCGCAAAUAUCUAACAUUAUUGAGUAAGUCUGCUUUUUUCUGCACAUGGAUGCUGGAUCUCAUGGACUGAUUUAUUGUUUAAUACCAAUAUAUGCGCGCAAGACCCCCUCUUCUUCUUCUUCUUCCUCCUUCUUCUCUUCCUCUUCAUCAUCAUCACCUCUUAUUGUCUGAAUCCUCCACUUUGCAUUCAUCCAAAUAAAGGACUCUGGACAUCAUGUCGGCUGUAAUGAUAACAAGAAAGGUGCGGAAAUGGGAGAAGCUGCCUGGGAAAAACACUUUCUGCUGUGAUGGGAGGGUGAUGAUGGCCCGGCAGAAGGGUGUCUUCUACCUGACCCUGUUCCUCAUCAUCGGAACCUGCUCCCUCUUCUUCGCUUUUGAAUGUCCGUACCUGGCCGUCCAUCUGUCUCCUGCCAUCCCAGUUUUUGCCGCCGUGCUCUUCCUCUUCGUCAUGGCCAUGUUACUGAGGACCAGCUUCAGCGACCCGGGGGUUCUCCCACGAGCGCUGCCAGAGGAAGCCACCUUCAUCGAGAUGGAAAUAGAGGCUGCCAAUGGGAACGUCCCCGCAGGGCAGCGACCCCCGCCUCGGAUCCGCAACGUCCAGAUCAACAACCAGAUCGUCAAACUGAAGUACUGCUACACCUGCAAGAUCUUCCGACCACCUCGAGCGUCUCACUGCAGCAUCUGUGACAACUGCGUCGACCGCUUUGAUCACCACUGUCCAUGGGUGGGUAACUGUGUGGGCAAGAGAAACUACCGAUACUUCUACCUGUUCACCCUGUCGCUGUCUCUGCUCACCAUCUACAUCUUCACCUUCGACAUCGUCCACGUGGCCAUGCGCUCGGUGGAUAGCGGCUUUCUGAACACUUUAAAAGAAACUCCUGGAACUGUGCUGGAGGUGUUGGUGUGUUUCUUCACCCUGUGGUCAGUGGUGGGACUGACCGGCUUCCACACCUACCUCAUCUCUCUGAACCAGACCACCAAUGAGGACAUUAAAGGAUCCUGGUCGGGAAAAAACAGAGUCCAGAACCCAUACAGCCACAAGAACAUCAUCAAAAACUGCUGUGAGGUGCUCUGUGGGCCGACGUACCCAAGCGUCUUAGACAGAAGAGGACUGAUGCAGGAGGAUUCCUCUGUUUCGACGUGUGCUGAUCCCACCUCUUCCUCAACCUCCACCUCCUCUUCAUCGUCCGGCGGCAACAACACUGUGUCACAAACCACGCAUGCUAUCCUCUGCCUACAGAAACCCACAGCUCCACUCAUCCCUAAUGAGCACACACCUGAUGAUGCCAAGCCGAGUAUCGCUGCCUCAGCAGAGAAAAGCUCUUCCCCCAAAGAGGAGCAUCCCCCCGCUACCAAGGUCCCGCCCCUGGCUUCGCCCGAGACUGAUGCAGAGACAUCCAUCGCCAAGGACAAGACCCAUUAGCUGCAUGAGGGGGCGGCUCCUGUCCUCGGGCCCUCCCUCAGCAUCCUGCACGGUCAGGAAAUGAAACGUUAACAAUCAAUCUCUGAUUACUGCGCGGGUGACUCAGUUAUUCGUUGACUCCUGCCCUACAUUCCACCAGAGGAGCAGAGUUACUGCAGCAGCUCCUCCUCUUCCCUCCUCUCGUCUCCUGUAGCCGCAGAGCUGUUUGAUUGACAUUUACUCCUGAGGGAGGAGGGUGACUUAGUGGGAAGUCAGCAGAUUCCUCUGUGUCCUGAACACUGCAUGGAAAAGACCCAGAGGGGAACACACUGCUGGAGAAACUGCAGAGAAACGUCACCUGUGGGCUCUCUCUGAUUAUCAGUACUACUUUUUUUGUUUAUUUAAAAUGGCAUUUAUUGUGAGAGGCCAGUGCAAAUAUACUCUUAUGUCUGGCAAAGACAAUAUUACUUCUGGACAUGUGUAAAACUUCAUACGUAGUCAGUUUUUGUUGUGCACAUAUAACAUGCCCUAUGCAAAUCAUAAGAGGGAUGAAUAAGCAGCGUUUUGUGAGUAGAAGGGUUACAUCUGAGUACACAGGGAUGUCCAGGCAGGGGGAAGACAUGCAAAUGUUAAGCUGUAUUUUCUAGAGCUGGGUACCAGACUUCAAUAGUUUUAUGCUUAGAUACAGUUGAGUAGCGUAAAAUACCUUCUUCUAAAUCUGAUUGUACAAAGAAAGGCUGGUUAUCGGCCGUGUAAUGUAAUGUUACACACAUAUUAUUUCCAAUUAAUAACCUAAAAUCUCAUUAUGAACCAAAACAAUUUUCACACUUCUCAUAGUUACAAAAGAUCUGAAACAAUGUGUUUUGCGCAGAAAAGCAUCUGUGCAAAACCAACGUCCUCAUGUCUUUUUGAUUUAAUGGAUUUGAGUGGAAGGUAAGAAUGCAUGGUUUUGGUAUUGAAUGAUACCCAGCCCUAGAAAGGUCCUAAAGGCUCCUUCCAGGCAAGUAAAAAUCUACCUUUUAUUCUGUUAUUGCUGCAUUCAGUACUGUUGAUAUGUGCAUCUUUUUUAGAAUAAGUGAUCUGGUCCAGACGACGCCUGUCCUUCCGUUUUUAUACCGUUGAGGAUGUAAUGCGACGACAGCUGAAAUCGCUUCACACACAGUGCAAGUGUUGAGUGUGUGAGUAAAGGCCUGACUUCUGAUGAUCGCAGACACUAGUAACAGUGCCUUAUCACAACAGUUGCACUUUAAGAUGCAACUGAGGUCAACCAACAGAGAAGAUGUAGUGUACUAUAAACACAGUUUUAAAUGAGAAAUGCCAACAUUCAUACACUGUUUAGUCCAGCGGUUCCCAACCUGUGAAUCUAAACCCACGAGAGUUUUAUGUGGUCUGAAAUGAUUGAAACAGCUGCAAACAAAGGUGGACCGAGCAGGAUUUGUACUGAAGACGGUGCUUAUGUGGCAUGUAUGUAAUAAUUAGACUUAGUAAAAUUAUGUCUUAAAUCAAACCUGUAUUUAAGACUAAAAAAUCCUUGAGAUUUCUGUCAUUUACAAUUACGUUAAGAUAUAGAGAUGAGAAAUUUAUAGACAAAACAUGCAGAAUUACCUAACUGUAAUGAGUUUUUAUGGGUAAUAAUAGAUGUUUGUUUUUUUUUUUUUUCAGGCAGUAUUCAAAAAGAGGGAUAAAUUACAUUUUAACAACUAUGAAAGCCCAUUUCCUUGACUGUGUUUGGGGGAAAAAAAAUCUUGUAAAUCAGAACAGUGUUUCAGAACACUUUCACUGCUCAUUUGGUUUGGAUUUUCAGACUAUUAAAUUUAGUCCGAAGCAAACGCACAGGUAUUAACCCUCCACUGGACCAAACAGAGGUGGUCCCUGUCGCACUUUUGGACACUCAAGAAAUAACACUCUUUUUUUUGCAUCUCGUGUGCAUAUAUAUCAGCAUCCAAAGAGCACCUCAAACAAAAAAAACACAAUUUGAAGGCACUUUUUCCAGCAUUUUUUGUCACACUUUUUUGGAUAGUUAAGACUUUCAGACAAAUCUCAGGAAAUUACACAAAGCUAUUGCAGCAAAAAAAAACAUCAAAGAAGAAAAACAAUCUGAAAACAGAGGAUGCUUAAAAAAAAAAAAGCAGUUUAGACAACAGCAUACAUAGAUGAUGACAUCAGCAUCAUAUGGAAGUAAAACUAACUGGACCAAAUAUAUGCAAUGUACCUAUAACCUUGUUUCAGAUUUUCAGCUACAAAAAUGCUCGUGAAAUCUUGCCUUAGUAUCUGAAGAUAAAAAAAAAAUCAUGAAAAAGCGAUAGCUCAAAAAACAGAUACUAUGUAAAAAUUUUAGAUACAAAAAAACAUCUUAUUAUUUCAAGCUUCUAGAUCCUUAUUAUCAGAUACUAACUCCUAGUUUGGACUUACAGGAGCUUUUUUUGUCAUCACAGUGACUGAAAUGGGCCUCCAUAGGGAUCUAUAAUCUGUGAUAAGUCACGUUAAGUACAUCUGCACUCAGGUCUAGGUUUAUACUUUUGCCACAGCAUUAACCUGUACCUUUAAGAACAAUCAAUUAAAGACAAAGUGAAUUUGUUGUAUUUAAUAUUGUUGCCACUAUGAUGUAGUAAUAACCAGUAAAGGAAAGACGAAAUAUGGACUUUUUUUGGACAUUUUUACCAGGUUUUCACUUGUGGACUAGAACAAUUAAACUAUUAUCUCUGUAUUGAUAGAAUAAGAUUAAAAACAGGAGCCCUCGGAUAGUUUUAACGCUUCAUUAUUUCAUUAUUUUGUGGGUUUCAGAUCCUCAUGUUGGGAAUCACCGAGUUAAACUAAAUGAAGCAAAAACUAAGCAUAGCCAUUGUUAAAUUGUACAUAGUUUUUGCAGGUAUAAAUGUACUGAAAUCCUCUUAGCAGAUGAGUGAGGAGGACAGAUAAGCAGCAUGGUUUUUUUAAGAUAUGUGUGAUCAGUGUUAGUUAUUCUGCCUGUGAGCUUGUGCACCUCCUCCUGUAAAUCACACCACAGCUGAUCUUCCUGAGAGACGUCUCUUCUCCUGCCGAUCUCUGCCUUCUCCCCCUCCGUAAAAAAAAAAUAUCUUUCAGAUUAAACUCCCUCUCCUGUCUCCUCUUUCCCCCCUGCACUUUUACUGUGACAGUUAUCCCUACGCUCAAGGCCGAGCAGCUUCCAGCAGACUCAUUAUCGCAGAGAAGGAGGGAGAUGUGUUCAGUCGUUUCUUUUCACACUAUUUUUCACACAUUUUGGUUUGGUUAUGGAGAUCGCUCGAGGGGACAGAUUUCACACAAAGAUAAUCGAGAGACGGUGAAGCUAAUUCUUACUAUUUAAAUGAUGUUAGCUGAUAGCGAGAGUUUGUAUUAGUGAUUGUGUUGUAUGCAAGACAGACUUAGUGUUUGUGAAAUAUACUUGUGUAGAAAUCCUAGUGUGUCACCAGUAUUGCAUCAGACUUUGAGAUCUGCCCAAGAAUAUUUAUUAUUAAAUUUAAAAAAAAAAGUCUUAAAUGCUCCUAAAUAACUUCAACUCUUAUUGGCAGGAUUGCUCCCUUAUUGUACGACCAAACAAACACAUGAACAGGAAUGGUUACAUGAAGGAUUAUAGGAGCAGUAUAUGGAUGUAUAUAUACAGCUGUAAUGACGGCUGUAGGGUUAUUUUUAUUGUAACAUGUGCCUGCCAGUUUAAGAAUGAAAACCAACUGACAGGAAAAAGAUUAAUGUAGACCUGAAACAACCAGUAUAAUCUAUUUAUUGACCCGUGUGUUUUUUAUCUGGAUUAAUCAACUGUUUCAGAAAAUGGUUAAAAGUUGAUAUGUUCAGUUUUGAUAAAAACCCAAAGAGCAUCCAAGAAGGUGAAUAAUUUUAUAAAUCUGCAGCCAGUGAAUUUUUUUUAAUCUUUUUUUUUUCCAACUAUAAUUUACUUUCUGAAGUAUUUAUUCAAAUGGUUGCAGAUUAUUUUCUCUUACUGUAUUUCAGCUCAAGGUUAAAUCUUUUACCUCUGUUUACUUUGUCUCCAAUGCACUCAGUUGAGACCAGUAAAGAUUAAUGACACAUCUGUAUUAAUAGAUGCUGUAUAUUGUGUUGCAAUAGUUUGUGUGAGCUAAAGAAAUGUAACAUUUGUUGGAAAAACUCUCGAGGAAAUGUUGAUUUUCCAAUAUGAAGUACUAAACCACGGCCAGUUUCUGUGGCUGAACUCGGUGGGUUGUGUUUGUGGAAAGUAUCUGAAGGCUGUUUGUUGUAUUAUUUGCUUGUCACUGAGAAGCAAGAAUGUAUUUGAUUGAUAUUAAAGAAGGGACGUUUGUGUUUCAGAGCAGAUUUUAAAGGGACUGACUGGCGAACCUCAGUUUUUAGCUCUGUGAGUCUGCAGAGCGACCGAGCUGAGUUCUUGUAUGUAUGAUUUCUGUAUUACAUAUGACAUAAUCAGAUCUGAAUGCUCUGAUCAACCUAUUAAAUUGCAUUAUGUAUACAGAUACAGAACUAUACCAUCGAAGGAAUUCUUAUUUAUGUUCACUUUGUUUAGUAUCAACACUGUGAUUCUAUGUAUUUCAUUCAAUUUACUUCACUUCUUUUUACAUGAUCAAUGUGUCUGGUAAAUAAACAAUAAUGCCUUAUUA
Sphaeramia orbicularis (orbiculate cardinalfish) is the source of this 6488-nucleotide messenger RNA. RefSeq names its product zDHHC palmitoyltransferase 9 (gene zdhhc9). Gene Ontology annotation, biological process: peptidyl-L-cysteine S-palmitoylation; protein targeting to membrane. Gene Ontology annotation, molecular function: protein-cysteine S-palmitoyltransferase activity. The record is from RefSeq and is a predicted model, not a curated record. Bases 697 to 1905 code for a protein of 402 amino acids. The transcript is spliced from 9 exons. Lineage: Eukaryota; Metazoa; Chordata; Actinopteri; Kurtiformes; Apogonidae. Gene Ontology annotation, cellular component: endoplasmic reticulum; Golgi apparatus.